Cottoperca gobio is the source of this 4023-nucleotide messenger RNA. It is a transcript of the gene gdf10a, whose product is annotated as growth differentiation factor 10a. Gene Ontology annotation, biological process: positive regulation of osteoblast differentiation. Gene Ontology annotation, cellular component: extracellular region. The coding region runs from base 224 to 1828 and encodes 534 amino acids. The record is from RefSeq and is a predicted model, not a curated record. Gene Ontology annotation, molecular function: growth factor activity; cytokine activity. Lineage: Eukaryota; Metazoa; Chordata; Actinopteri; Perciformes; Bovichtidae. The transcript is spliced from 3 exons.
CCAACUGUUGGACUAACACAUUCAGCAUCCGCGUCUCACACAGUCUGACAGAGGAGUGUAACGGCUCACUGAGCACGAAGGGGGAACGAGAGAGGAGAGGUGGAACAUUUACGCACAGCAUUUUAAAGUCUGGAUUGUUUUGGCGCGUCUUUAAAGUCCACCUUAAAUUCGUUUUGAACAUUUUUCUGCGCUUCUUGGAUUUUGUAUUAUUUUCAGCACUUAAAUGGCAGCUCUGAGUAUGAUAUCCUCGCACCUGUUCCUGUUGACGUUAAACUGUUUCCUGCAUGGUGCUGCAUCAGUUAAGAUCAUGAAAGGGGGCUCUGAGAGCGCACAGGACAGUAGCUUCCUCCAGCCCUCGUCGGACCCGUUCUCAGAUGACCUGGAUCAGGACAUGGUCUCCCAGCACAUGUCCAAACUGUACGAGAAAUACAACAGGGAAAACCGCCUCAAAGAGGGAAACACUGUCAGGAGUUUCAGAGCAAACCAAGACUCCUCUGACAACAGGACAGUGUUCCGACUAAACCUUACAACCCUCCAGGACUCAGAGGUCAUCCUCUCUGCCACAUUCCACCUCCUGCUCGAUCGGCACCCUCAUCAAAAACCCUGGUUCUGUAAACGCUUCAAAAGCCCAUCCUGUCGUUCCUCAGUCGUCCACCCUUCUCCGUCCAUCAGCCUGCUACUUCGCUCUGUCUCCUCUGGGUCAGAGGUCAGAUCUGGGUCAUUGGGGUCACUUCUAGCCAAUGUGACCUUCCACCCCCACAGGAGAGGGGUGUGGCAGAUGAAAGAUGUGACCCAGGUCAUAAAGGAGGCAUGGGACAAGGGUCAUCUCCUGGUGUCAGUGGAGUUGGACUUCGGGCAACAGCACCAGAGGAAACCAGAGGGGACGCUGUCUGGUGGCAGCCUGCCCUAUCUGCUACUGUAUGCGGAUGACCAAGCCUUGGCAGAGCCCAACAGCGUGGCUGCAAGCCUUCAGAGAUAUGACCCGUUCAGCGAGGGUGGAGAGCCUUCACACUCCUCUCAAAGAUCUAAUGCCUCACCAGAGUCGAAAGGACGUGAGAAAAGGGAAGCAACUCUGCUCUUUGACCCCAUUCAGAACAAUGAGCUGCCUGAGGUUGACUAUAAGCCUGAUGGGUACAGGAAGGAUGACCUCUGGGAGAGCACUUGGUACCUGGCACUCAAACCGAAAUCAGGAAGGAAGGAAAAGAAGAGAAAGAGCCAAGAGGGAGAAGUAGUGGAGCAAAGUAGAGAAGCACAUGAUACAGAAGAACCUCAGGUUCUCAAAGAAGGAGAAAGAGCAUCACAGGGGCUCAAACCUGAUGACUCUACAGAGAAAAAACUCAAAGACAGUCGCAUGUCGACUAACAGCGACGGACAAAAGCAUGAGCGUAGAAAUUAUGGAAAGGAUGGAAAAAAGCACAAGGGGAGCGUUAACUCUCAGUCACCUGUUCUGAGUUUUGAUGAACAAACAAUGCGUAAGGCCAGGAGGAGGCAGUGGGGCAACACCCAGCACAGAGGCUGCUCCAGGAGGAACCUCAGAGUGGAUUUUGCAGACAUUGGCUGGAGCGAAUGGGUCAUAGCACCCAAGGCCUUUGAUGCCUACUACUGCGCUGGAACGUGUGGCUUCCCCAUGCCCAAGGUGGCAAGGCCGUCUAACCACGCCACCAUCCAGAGCAUAGUCCGUGCCGUCGGGAUCAUCCCUGGAGUUCCUGAGCCCUGCUGUGUCCCAGAAAAGAUGAGUCCUCUAGCUGUGCUCUACCAGGAUGAAUCCAGAAACCCAGUGCUCAAGGUUUACCCCAAUAUGUCCGUCCAGUCCUGCUCCUGCAGAUAGGAGGGGGAGGUCAAUGGGUGCAGAGGACAAAACAGGGAUGUGGAGAGAAAGAGAAAACAGGACUAAUGGAAACAGAACCAUACCUCUAUUGGUUAAGUGGUUUCUUGAGAAACAAAGUCACUUUGGCCGUCGUUAUUCCUUGAGGAACUCAGGCUGUAGAGAAAUCACUUCCAUCUCUUCUGUCCUGCGGCAGCAGACUUGAAGAGACACAUUGUCUGGCGUCUGCCUUAGUGAGAGGAACAGAGUCACACAUGUAAAGUCAGGGCUCCACAUGUCUAAGAAGCCCAGUUGUUUUGAUUCCGUGUUUGAGAUAAUACUGAGGAUUUCAUGGACAGGAGCAUUUUUCCUUUUAUCUCAGAAUGUACUUGCUUUUCAAAACAGCUUGCAGUGAGUUUGUGUUCAUGUUUUCUUUGGACACAAAGGCUAUAAAUAAAAGACUGUAUUAAUGUGUCAUUGGGCAGCUUACACAGUCACAUAUAGUUGACAGCGAUUAUGAAACAUAUUUUUCCCUUUUUACAUACUGUGUACAGCUGUUAUUACUUUAAAACAAAUCAUACGCCACAUUGUACAUACAUGCAACGUAAAUUUGUUUGCAAGAAUGGAAGGUUAUUGUACAUUCUUGCUCUGUAUCUUAAAAAGGAAAUAUCCAAUGGAUCGUAGAGGGCAUCUGGAAUUCAUUUGCACCCACCAACCCCCUCAUAACACUUCAAGAAUUUUAUAAUGAAACCAGAAAUAUUUUUAUAUUUUGAAUGUGUGUAAAAAUAAUUUGACAUGGUUACUAGGUUAUGUAUUACUAUAUUUUAGAUGAGAUGGUGUUUUGUACAUGUGUAUUGUUUAAAUUAUGAAAAGGUAGCCUUCUAUAUGUUAGAAUAAAAAAGUAAUUUAAUCCAAUGCUCUUGCUGGAAUAUUAUUGCUUUCAUACACUUUGUGUUAUUCUUGGUCAUUACUGUGUAGUACGUUUGAUUCUUGGGAGGUUGGAGGGGGGGGAGCACUUUUCUGUAAAAACAAACCUAAAAGGGCACUACUGUUCCACAAAAAAACUUUGUACAAAAGCAGGAAGAGUCCACUCAAAGAUAGGCAACAUUCCCCUCAAGCCCCUUGUACACAUUAUUACCCCACACCAAAGGCUCAGACGUCUGUUGUCCAGCAAAUAAUGUGGCUGAUGCAGCUGCCGUGGAUUAAUGGUUGAUGGAGGAAGCAGGCACGCACCUAUUAAGACGGCUGCCACUUGAACUUCAAAACAUGGUGCACCCUUUUCUACUCCUCCAUUCAAAAGCUGAAUAUUUCCAAGAGCCGGAUGUUCUCUUCAACUGCCUGUUUUAAGAACAGAUGGUUACAGACUGAUGAUCUCAACCACUUUAACUCAACUGCUUGUCACUUUUUUUCAUAAGAGGAAGAAGGUGGCCCAUGUGGUGCCUAAACAAUGUGUCAAACUGACAGAGAAAUGACAGAGGGAGCCUUUUGAUUAUUAACUCAUUACUCUGCGGUUGUUCCGCCGUGAGCCUAAAAAAGUUGGCACAGAGUACCACAUCUGUUUGCAGCAAGAGAAUGCUCUGAAGUUCAAGACUGGACAGUAAUGUUGUCUCAAAGACAGAGGCAUUUAGGGGGACACUUGGGGAGGGAAGGAACAAAAGAUUGAGCCCAUAAACUGUUUAUUGCAGUUGAGAAUAAUGCUAUAAAUGUGUUGGCUUGCAAUUAGGCAUUGAGUCACCUGUCAUCAUCUCUCGAAACAAAUGAUGCCACCCCUCAUGUCUGCGAUGCUUUGCCCAUUAGAUAUACAGAGACUAUAAAAAGUGUUGACCCUCUUCGGAAGUUGUUGGGUUUUACGGUCUUAAAGGAAAGAAUCAAAGGCAGUUUACGGUGGCUUGACACAGACCAAUAGAAGACCCUUGAAUGUUGAAGUGAAGUGAAAACAGAUCUCUACGAAUGUGAUGUUGAAUCAACAACAUUUGGAUGAACUAAGUAUAUGACUUCUAGAACCAACUGGCAGCAUCAGACAGUGAUGAUUUAGGUUGUGUUUGUUUUUUUGAAUAUGUUUUGCAAACAUGUAUUUUGUAUUUUAUAUUUGUAAUUGAUUUAGAUCACUUUGUAGAGAUCAGUCUUCAGUUUGACUAAAAAGUGUUUUUCUGUUGAUAAAAACAAAAGCCACGUCACAUUAUGACAUAAUAUCUGAAAACUUCCAAGGGGGGGGGGGG